Molecule: messenger RNA, 2831 nt
Organism: Seriola aureovittata
Lineage: Eukaryota; Metazoa; Chordata; Actinopteri; Carangiformes; Carangidae
Product: synapse-associated protein 1-like
Exons: 9
Coding region: 160-1215 (351 amino acids)
Cellular component (GO): synapse; cytoplasm
Source: RefSeq, a predicted model, not a curated record
UCAAACUUAGGCGAUCCGCGGAAAUGGGUGAGUGGUGAAACGUCACCAACUACCACACUGUAGUUAGUUUCAAAACAGAAAACUGACAUAAACGAAGUAAUUAAUCAUUAGUUUAUGUUAAAGAACUUCUAUUAAGAUUUUUGACAAAAUAUUUAAAGUAUGUUUAAGAACUUGGGGGCUUGGUUUGGAAUAGAAGGUGAAAAUGGCCAAGUUAAACAAGAAGGCGAGUCUAUUGUUGAUGUCAACGAGGACACGAAUCAUGAAAUAAACAAAACGACGGCUGCUGUUGAAAGUGAGCGGACAAGUGCUGCUGAGAGAGAUGCUAAAGGCUUCAGUGGUUUCAUCUAUGAUUUCGCCAGCAGUGCCUCAAAGAAACUGUCCGAGUCCGUGGUUGAAACGGCACAAACAUUGAAGAAAAGUGUAGAGGAGGGGAAAAUAAAUGGAAUCAUUGAUAAGACCAUUUUGGGUGAUUUCCAGAAAGAACAAGAAAAGUUUGUUCAGGAGAAAAAAGCAAAAACGUUUGGUGCUGCUGUGCCACCAUGGGUCGGUUAUAAUGAAGAGGACACCAUACAGCAACAGAUUUUAGCUCUCUCAGCUGACAAAAGAAAUUUUUUGCGAGACCCUCCUGCCGGGAUGCAUUUUCACUUUGACUUUGAGCAAAUGUAUCCAGUUGCCAUGGUGAUGCUGGAGGAAGAUGAGCUACUCAGAAAGAUGCGCUUCCAUCUGGUCCCCAAACAGGUGAAAGAGGAAGUGUUCUGGAAGAAUUACUUCUACCGCGUGUCCUUGAUAAAACAGUCGGCUCAGCUCACAGCUCUAGCAGCACAACAGACUGCUGAAUGGAGGCAUGUGGAGAAAACUGGCUGCAGUCCUCAGGAUCCUCAUCAAAAGGAUGUAGUUAAAGGGAAAAAUCCAUCUGCCAUCUGUCGUACCAAACCGAAGUCAAGUGGGGAUGAAGAGGAGAUCUCCACCAGCCCGCAUGUGUCGGAAUUUGUGAGUGAUGCUUUUGACUCAUGCAAGAUAAACGAGGACGACUUACGCAAAGAAAUGGAACAGCUAGUUCUGGACAAGCGGGAACAUUCAAACACACAGCAGGAGGAGACUGCGGACUGGGAGAGAGAGCUGCAGGAGGAACUUCAGGAGUACGACGUGUUGGCUGAUAACGAGAACCACGAUGACAACUGGGACAAAGAGAUUGAAGAUAUGCUAAAGGAGUAGUUAGAGCAAUUAAGCUCCUCUAGGCUUAACUGUUUGAAGGACACCACCGCUAAAGUCAUAAACAGCACCUGAUGAUAGAUUUUAUUCUCCUAGUGGGAUGAUUAAUUUCAAUAUUGGUCAUCUGAAAGAGAUGGAGAAAUACCACUGAAUGUCAUUAACAUUUCACUAUGCUAUUUAUAGUUUAAAGUUCUAUCAGAAAAUAUUCAAUAUUGUCUCCCAUAGUUAAAAGAGGAGGAGAUAUUGUCCUUCAUCUCAGAUUCAUAAAGUGCAUCUCCACAAUGAAUAGAAAAUGUUCCUCAGGCUCAGCCUCAGGAAUUAAUUUUGCUGAACAGUGGCCACUGAUCCCACAAAUGCCAAUUACAGGAUGAUACUAAAUUUUAGGAUAUUGUUAAGCUGAAGCGUAACAGUAGCACAAAGAGAGAAGAGUCACACAGUCAGCAACCUGACUCAUCAACUUCUGUUAUUCAACAAUAUCAGUGUAAACUGUUUUUUGUCUAAUAUUAAAGAUACAUUUAAGAUGCAAGUGCUGUUAUGAUGAUUUCAAGUUCAUCCUGAUUUAAACAUCCAGGUAACAAAAAUAAUAAAUAGAUUCAGUGUGAAGUAUGAAAUCAGAGACCUUAGGUUUUGAUGUGCUUUGGUCUGAUGCUGCAGAAAUAACUUCAACCAAAUCAAGUGAUAUUUUCUUUCAGUUGCAGAGGAUUUAAAUGUGAGCCAUAUAACAAGUUUAUCCUAAUACUGAGCCAACACUUUUUUUUUUUUGAAUGAAAACUAUGUUGUGUUGGUUUCUAAUAACACACAAUAACCUAUUUACAUAUCACUUUUUUUUUUUAAAGUAUAUUUUUUAGGGCUUUUUAUGCCUUUAUGAUAGCACAGUGGAGAGAGACAGGAGAUGGGGCAGAGAGAGGGGGAAUGACAUGCAGUAAAGGGCCGUCUGAUGCGGGAUUCAAACUGGGGCCGACUGCAGCGAGGACCGUAGCCUCUACAUAUGAGGCGCCUGCUCAACCCACUGCACCACUCGACGCCCCUUUCAUAUCACUUUUUAAAAGCUGUUGAUAGUGUAUUACUGUACAGACGAUGUGUAUUUUAUCAAAAUGACACAAUGGAUGACUGAACAUACUGUAUGUAUUUGUUGUGAUCAAAUGUCUCGUCUCCAUACACUCACAUACUGGAGAUGCUGAUAUGAUGUACUCUGGAGAAAUGCAGGUCCAAACAAGCUGUGUUCUUCCUGUCCGUGUCAACAUUUGUUCAGGAAAAUGGAUCCAAAAGCCUUCGUCUUUUGUGUUUAUACUUAUACAAACUGUAGUGUUACAUUUCUACCAUCAACUUUAUCAGCUUCAAUGAAUCUCCUGCUUUUCUUAAGUUAAUACAUGUUGUUUUAUUUAGUUUACGUUUAUAAUCUGUUUUUGGAUACGAUGUUUUGUCACGAAGCUUCUGAAACCAAAGAAUAUCUCUAUAUCUCAUGCUGGUUGAGUGUAUGUAAACAUGUCUUUGUCAAUGUGUAACAACACAUGGAAACACAUUUGCUCUUUUUAUCACCAAAACCAGGAAGUUUUUUUGUCCUCAUGUCUGAGGGACCUGUGAAGAAUAAAAGGAAACAAGCUGUUUGUGACAACACA